AUGGGGCCGUUCUCAAACGGCUCGUUUGUCCUCACGGCCACCACACAGCCGUCGUCAUCGAACUCGCCCUGCACAGCUGUUGAUGCCGAUGGUCGUCGCCCUGUUUGCAGAACAUGUGCGUCGGGAUCCGGGCCGGCUGUGUCCAAGGCUACUUUGGCCUCACCGGCAGAGCGCGCUGGAUCGUACUGCCAUGGAUGCGGAUCGCUGUUGGGCAAGGGCACGCUCGUCGCCACGCCGUCAGGCAAGUUCCACGCUGCCUGCUUUACCUGUGAUUCGUGCGCCAUCGCGCUCACAGGCGACUACAUGGUCUCCGAAUCGGGCAGUCCGCUCUGUGGAAACUGCGCCGACAUGAUCCGUGGCGAGAGCGGCGAGGAGCCGGGAAGCCCAUGCAUGAUCUGCGGUGAGAGCAUUGUGGAGGGGACCAUCGUCAAGGCCAUGGGCGGCGUCAUCCACGGCGCAUGCUGGCGGUGCGCCUCCUGCGACGCGCCCAUCACCGGCCAAUUUGGCCGCGGCAAGGCCGGUACGGCCGUAGAGGGCAAGCCCAUUUGUCCGCCGUGUGCCGGCCAUCCGUCACAGCUCCCAGCCGAGGCGUGA
Thecamonas trahens ATCC 50062 is the source of this 594-nucleotide messenger RNA. RefSeq lists its product as uncharacterized. Bases 1 to 594 code for a protein of 197 amino acids. The transcript is spliced from 2 exons. Lineage: Eukaryota; Apusomonadida; Apusomonadidae. The record is from RefSeq and is a predicted model, not a curated record.